This is a messenger RNA of Ectocarpus siliculosus, 2112 nucleotides long. The record is from the annotation of a GenBank genome assembly. NCBI's taxonomy places the organism in Eukaryota, Phaeophyceae, Ectocarpales, Ectocarpaceae.
AUGAACGAGGUGAUACUAGCGACGGCUGGAUACGACCACAAGAUUCACUUCUGGGAGCCUCCCUCGGGAGAGUGCCGAAGCACGCUGCGGUUCAGCGACAGCCAGGUGAACAGCCUCAAGAUCACGCCUGACAAGCAGUACCUAGCGGCCGCGGGCAACCCCCACGUGCGUCUCUUCGAGAUCAACAGCCAGACCGCGAGCGCUCUCCGCUCGUACGACGGGCACGCCACGAACGUCACCGAUGUCGGUUUCCAAAAAGACGCGAAAUGGAUGUACACGGGAUCAGAGGACGGUGCCAUUAAGAUCUGGGACCUACGAGCGCCUUCCUGCCAGCGUAACUACGACGUGGGAUCUGCGGUCACGACGGUGGCGUUGCAUCCGAACCAGGCGGAGCUCAUCUCUGGCGAUAUCGACGGCAAGAUCAAGGUCUGGGACCUCACCGCCAACAAGUCCCACGAAAUUGCCACGGACGGGAAGAACCACCCCAUCCAGAGCUUGUCCAUGGCAACAAACGCCUCCGUUCUCGUGGGUGCCAACAACAAGGGGACCGUCUUCGUAUUCUCCCCGGGGGGUGACACGAAGAGCUUCAAGAAGACCAACGAGAUCAAGGCGCACGACACGUACCUGCUCAAGUGCGUGCUCAGCCCGAACGUCGAGAAGCUGGUGACGACCUCAGCAGACAAGACAGUCAAGGUCUGGGAUACCAAGACAUGGACACAACAACGAACCCUCGCACAACACCAACGCUGGGUCUGGGACGCCGUCUUCUCCGCGGACUCGUACUACAUCAUCACGGCGUCUUCCGAUCAGAGCGCCAAACUCUGGGAUGUGCGAAGCGGGAGCUGCAUAUUGUCGUACAUGAAGCACGACAAUGCAGUCACCUGCGUGGCGCUCAACGACACCACCCCGUCGUAGUGGGUAGUACUCGUAUCUGCGUUCGAAGCGACGGUGCCCCUCUUCGCAGAGGAAAAAUUGUAAGAAUGAGGCGUGGUCGUGGCGUGCCUAGUAACACUAUUAUAGUUCUUCGUGUGGAUGAGUACGAUUAAUAUGGUGGCCGUGAUUUUGUGCGAGGGUAAUGCUGUCAGUGAAUGAUAUAGAAACACAUCAUUCCUUGAGUGCAAUCCUUUGUUUUGUCGUUUCAUUUUGUGUUUCCGAAAUGUAUAUCUUGGCUCCUCUUCUUGUGUUUGUCAUUGUAACAGACGUCAUCGACGAUCCCCUCGAGUUUGACCAAUCAAGGAGCAACCAGGGGGGGGCGUGGUAGUGUUAGCGUUACGCCAAGUUGCCAUGCCGCUUGCACAUCCUUCGAUCGGCGCUGGUGAGCAUUCAGAUCCUUCGAAACUCGAAGAUAGAUCCCGUUAUGUAUGUCCAGUCCAUAGUGUUUCCAAGAGAAUAUUUUUGACCGAUUGGAAAGAAUGCCGUCGUUCAGAAAAAUUGACCAACACUAUGGGUCCCUAAUACCGCUGCUUGGGAUUAUUAAUACCUUCAUUGAGGGGGGUACGGGCACCCCCAACGGUAUUUCUAUCGUAGUAGCGUUUUUGCGAUGGGUUGCAUGGGGCUUGGGGAGUAAGCUAGGACGGAUGCGCAGUUAACGGAUAUAUUCCGAGAUGGUGUGAUGUGACUUCCACGGCGGCGGUGUCAUGCUAAUUUGGCAGGGAUGGGUGGUGACCGAGUCUUCGUAAGUUUGUUGGAUCGAUGUGUCGUUCGGGAGAAAGAAAUGUUCGUUCGUGUUACAGUAGUUGUGGGGGCGUGUAACCAUCGGAUAGUAUUGUGUUGUGGCAGCUGGAUGCAGCAGUAUUUUGGUGUUAGUCUUGGUACUCACUAGUCGUUUUGUGCGGGUGACAUGGCUCACGAUGUUGCCCCAGACAUUGUACAAGCGAACAUGCUGAUUUUGGUACCGCAAAAAAAGUGUCCAGCAUGCAGCGAGUCUCAGCUGUACAUUCAGCCGAUAUGAUAUCGAUCAUUGAUUGGUAGCCUAACCUAGCCUUUAGCUACUGAGCACCCCAGGCUUGGCCAAAACUACCGGUUCGAAGAACUACUUCUGAUUGGUGGGGCUGGCUACUGCUGACGUUUGUUUGUAAAAAUAGCCGAAAGGUCGGUCGGUCGUCGUCUGUU